Messenger RNA from Temnothorax curvispinosus, 6200 nucleotides. RefSeq names its product nuclear pore complex protein Nup205 (gene Nup205). Gene Ontology annotation, cellular component: nuclear pore inner ring; nuclear pore. Gene Ontology annotation, molecular function: structural constituent of nuclear pore. The transcript has 10 exons. The coding region runs from base 130 to 5913 and encodes 1927 amino acids. The record is from RefSeq and is a predicted model, not a curated record. Gene Ontology annotation, biological process: nuclear pore organization. NCBI's taxonomy places the organism in Eukaryota, Metazoa, Arthropoda, Insecta, Hymenoptera, Formicidae.
CCCGCCAGACAAACCGGUACCGACCCGGUAUUUAUGUUUUAUGGGAUUUAUAUGUCUACAUUACGCUUAAUUACGGUGUCUCGUUAAUUCUGACUUGUUUCUCGUAACGUCGUCCUUAACGUGAUAAAAAUGUCCGAAGAUAGAACAACAACGACAGAAGAUAUGUGGACGCCGUACAAAGAGCUGCAAAGCCUUAUUGAGAAGAAUGUAAUAUCAGUUCCUGAUAUUCAAGAUCCUCAGUAUCAUGAAUUGACGGAAGCUUUACGAAAUCACAGACAGAAUUUUCUUACUAUAUUAAAUAAUCCACCAAAAAAUGCAAAAAGUCGCGAGGAAAUUAAGAAAGGAGUCACGGAUGGUAUUACGCUACCUGGUUUGGGUCAUCAAAUAUUAUCAAAGGAGUUAGUGGAUGAGACUCUCAUUAUAUCAGAUAUGUAUGAUUUGAAUGAGUUCAUGGCAUUGGAUCUUCUCUGUACGGCUCAACUUCAAAUGCCGCAUCAUCCUGGUUUAACACGCGGCUUAACAGCUGUUCUUCUGUAUUACGACGGAAGAAAAGCGCUGACAUCAGUAUUAAGAACCUUAGUGCACACUCGAAUUGGUCACAGUUGGGCGGUGGAUGCACCGGUUGCUCUUACAAGACACAUUACGGACUAUACCAAUAAGUUGCAAGAAGAUGGUCUAUUAAAUAGGAUUUUAUCCCUGUUAGAGGAAAUGGAUCCUACUAAGGAACAAGAUUUGCUGCAACAAAAUAGAGCAUUAGGCGGAGCAAAGCAUCAUCAGAUGGUUAUGAAACUUUACAAUGACACACGACAAGAUCUGGCUGAUAUUUUAUACUUGUGGUCCGCUCAGUCGUCUCUUCCGAAUAUAAUUCUGUUUCGUUUAUUAUCUAUACUGCAAACACGUCAAGUAGAAUCCGAGGCGGGUGAAGGAGGGCCUGACAAAGUUACACUUGCACUUAUUAUGGCUGUUUUGAAUGCCUUUAAUUUUAGUUUCUUACAUAGUCGCGAAAACGGCGAAGAAUUAAUUAAUUCAAUGCCACUAAUAGCGGAAAGGGAAGCACUGGAGGAACUGAAUCAAAAGUUAAUAUCUACCAACAUAAAUUGGGAGAGUGCUGGAUUGCGAGGAGUGAUACAGUUUGCUUUAGCGAUAGCUAUGACUACCAUCAAAACAACCACCACUCAAUUCCAGUCUCAGAACAUUACCGCGGAAGAUGAAAUCCUAGUAGAAGCGGCUCUGGCUAACAAAGCUUUUCAUUUUAUGGCCGAGGUUUUGCUCAAGAGUAGUUGCAUACAUCAAGAGGAAUUUUAUGUUCGCUAUUUUCAUACGUUAAUUUCCGACUUCAUAUUGUUGAUGCCCGUUAAAGUCAAAGAAUUACGCAGUCGCGCCGAUGAAUCCAUGCGCUUGAUCCAAGCAUUCCAACAGGAAGGCAUUGAACCUCCGAUGAACCUGGAUAAUCAUUUUGAAUAUUUAAUGUUGAUGAUAGCAGAGCUGUACAAGGAAGAUCCAUUGAAACUAAAUUUAGCCAUGGAUUAUUGGUGUCAUCACACUGAUACGACUCACGUGUCGGCUCCUGCAUACAUUAGCCGCCUGCCGUCUAGACAAGUUGCCUUAUUUAAAUUUAUACGGCUUGCCGGAGAGAUAUUACCGGCAGGUUUAUUUGUUUCGUAUAUGAAGAUGAUAGCGUCUCUCGCCUCAUCGCCACAAGCGGCUAGAUACGCAUUUAAUUUUUUUAAACCAAACGGAUCAUCCGGUUCAGCAACUAUUUCAUGGGAUCAUUUCUUCAAUUCCUUAAACCGAUACUACUACAAUUUGAGACAGGAAUUACCUCCCAGUCAGGAUACAGUGUACAGGCAAAGGUGUCAUCCGAAAGGAAUUAUGCCUCAGGAAGUUAAAGGUCUCGAGGCAGUGCUAUUGGUUGUCCAAGUGAUAGCCAAGAACGAUGAAAUGUCGAGAGUUGCGAUAUGCGACCAUCCGAGUUGGAAAGUCUUGCAGUCUUUGAUCGGCUUGGUGAGCUGCGCGAUGCCGAUACCUUUGAAGGGUGUACUAGUAAGAACUCUCGCGGCACUGGCCAGAUCUCCAGAGAGCUCUUCCACUGUUUGGCAGAGCUUGGAGGCCGCUCAGUUUCUGUCCACUAUACCAACAACGAGCAGUUAUCAGCCGAGAGGUGUGCAAACGGAAUUGGAAGAGAUCGAAUCUAGAAACGAGGAAUACCCGUUAACGCGCGCCAUGUUACAGCUAUUAGAUGUGCUCACUGAUUUCCCAAUACCACGUCUGUUGGGUGUAGGUCAACGAAAUCCAGGAUUCGAUCCGUAUUUACAUUUCAUUAUCAAUACCGUCUUCCUGAGGUUCCAUACUCGUUCGUAUAAAAAUCCUGCCGAGAAGUGGGAGGUGGCGGAAGCCUGCUUGAAGAUAUUCUCGAAGUUGAUAAAGCAGUACGAACCGACCGUUGAGGAUUUCGUGGGCUGCAAAGUUGAGUUGCAAGGUGGGGAGUCCACCUUGGUCAACUCGGCUCCGGGAUAUCACUUAAUGACACAUUUGCACACCACUUCUGAACUGUUACACGUGAUAUUAUACAUCAUGGACGAAGGUUGCCAUCAUUUCGAUACCUACGACAGUUUUCCGGGCAAGACGUAUCUCGAGAGUUGCAGUCUUUAUUGCUUGGAAAUAUUGGAGCGUGGAUUAAAGAUGCAAAACAAUUAUAUGGCACAAUUAACCGCCAUACCGUCUGUGAACAAAAUUAUGACCGGACUGUCACGUUUGCUGCUCGGAGUGAAUCCUCGCACUGGCAAGCCGGAUCACAUGAUUAAUAUUGUCAAGUACGUUUCUUACAAUUCAUGGUUACCGAAGCAGGCCUUCGUGGCGGUCGGCGUUAUUCACGGCGUGACCAACGAGCCCGGAGCAGACUCGGAAUUGCUGUCGACGUUCACGGCAACUUCUACUUUAGCGACCAAUAUCAGACACGGUUUUGUCGAGUGUCUAGACGCGGACAAUAUCUCGGAGGAGGAUGACGAGAUAGUUAGAACGGACGAGCAGAGUAGGCAGUCAAUUGGAAAUUGCAAAGAAAGAAUUCUGCUCUUAAUGAUGCACAGUAUUACACGACCUGCGCCAAAUCUCGCCCAUUACUUGCUCGGCUUUGAAAUAAACAAAGACAUCAGGAAGACCGUUAUCCAGCAACCGGGAAUCCUCGGAUUUCCGCGUACCUGUCUGCAUUCCAUCCUAGGUAUUCUGGAGCAAUCUCUCGAGCGCGGUCGCGACAAAAUAACCGAAGCCUGUUACUGUUAUCUCCAUACGUUAACGGCUAACAGCAAAACAUCGACGCCUGUUCUCAGAUUUCUACGUACUACGAGUAAUCAAGACUUCGUGCAGAGACAUCUCUCGAAAUUGCCGUUUCAGGGGCCAAAUAGAUCAACCGAGCUCGGCUGCAUGUCCUGGCUAUUGAAAAUAGCGGCUAUCGAGUUACGAGUCGCUGGUGGAAGUUUGCAGACUUCUCUAAUUCAGCGAUUGGUGGGAAGUUUCAAUCAGGACAGGGACCAGAUUGUACCCUCUCAGAAGCUUCUGAUGGAUCUCUUGCAUUACAUCGAUUUCCAAUUGUAUCUGGAACCCGCGAAAUCGUGGGAGUUCUUCGAUCCGUCGCAGAUUGAAAUGGUCCUGGGUAAAUGCAGCAUUCCCGUUGCGUUAAUGGGUGGUCCGUGGCUCAUCGACAUCAGAAAACUGCAUUCUCUCAUCACCGAGGAAUUAACGGUUACGCAGAGCAGCGCGACUGCUACCCAACGCAAGCUCAUGCAGCAAGAAGUCAAGUCCAUACUUGCGCACGCAUUGAAGAAGAAUCAAACCAAGGUCCUGUCCUAUGCUACUGUCAAGUUCGUAGAAGGCUGGUGCCAAACUACGGAAAUACUUUUCUCCGUCGCGACGAAUCAACAAUUGCCGGUGGCUCAACGGCAAAAUCUUCUGCUGAAUUUGUCGCACGACCUGCUGCAAAAGAUGACGUCCUGCGAAGCUCUGAGUGAGAUUAAAACUCUGGUAUCCGGCACGGUUCUAAUGUUGCUGGUAAACUUACGAAACAGCUUCGUGAUUCAGUCGGACAACGAGUUACUGCCGUCAUCGCCGUCGAACACGACGAUGAUGAAAAUCAUUUUAAGUCACAUCUUACAGUGGAUCAUAAAUGCCGGUGCGUCCUCGCAGAAAGUCGUCACGCAUCUUUACGCGGCCUUAUUGAACUUCUUGAGUAUCGUCGGCUUGGAAAAGUCCGAGCACGUGAGCGCGAUGGACUCUGUGUAUAUCAGCCAAUUGGACAAUUCAAUGAACAAGCUUAUGCCUGUGCAGGAACGCUCGCAACGUUACGCGACGAUUCAGGUCAUCAACAGUUUCGGAAAUCAGUUGAUGGAUAUCCUGUGCCACAAUUGCUCGGGCGGACACGACGUGUGUAAGAUGCUCGCCCUGUCCUGCCUGGACAAGAUCUUGGAAUUGGAUUAUGAUAACGCGUGGAUGAUCUAUCUAACGAGCAGAGGCUAUUUGAAGCACAUGAUAGACAGUCUGUUGGAAUCGGACGGUCUGUUGCGGUGCAUGCUGCAACCGGAGCCACAGACGAUGCGGCCUUUGUACUUGUACGAGGCAAAGAUGGCGAUCUUCUGCAGGAUGGCGUCAACGAGACUAGGCGCGGAGAGUUUGUUGGAGAACAAGAUCUUGUCCUGUAUGUCCAGUAUGUGCGCGUUCGAUCAGCAUCCUGACGUGCACGUAGGCUUCGAGGGCGGCGAUUAUUCCUUCAUACCUUCGGUCGGGCAACGCUAUCAGCAAAUUUUCUUACCGGCCUUGUAUCUCUGCGACGCCCUGUUCACCACGUUGGGAACGGAGAAUCAAUCGUGCGCCGUGCAAGUCUGCGGAUUUUUACAGAGUCACAGGGACACCGUGGAAAUGGCCCUGAGAAAUGCGUUCUCGCAGGCCAAUGUGCUUUUCCUGAAGGAGAUCGCAUGUCUCACCGGGGUGAUAUCUAGAUCUGCUAACAUAGACAUGUACAAACUCGUGGACGAGGAAUUGGCGAGAAUAGAUAUAGACGAUUACAAAUUAGAGAGCAGUACUGGGAUGAGAGAAUUGAGAGCGCAUCUGUACCGGUUGCAGAAGUUGAUGCUGUCGUUGUUGCACAAAUUUCAGCUGCAGACGAUCCCGAUAAAUCAUAAUUACCAGCAGGUUGACGCAAACGAGCAAUAUAUCUCUUGCAUACAGAUAAUCGCCAACAUCAUGCUGUAUACACGCAAUCAAAUGCAACACAGUCGUAUGGAUCAGAAAAUACGAAAUGUAUUGUUCGAUCCUCAUUUAACACCGAAGCCUGGAAGAAGACAAGACAAAAUGAAGGAUACCUCUGGUGGAGUGUGUUUGGGCACAAUUGUCGAACAAUUGGUUUCCGUGACAAAUUUGCUGCACACCGAGUUACCGCAUAUCGAUUCCCUGAUAAAGAAAGCGCAAGUGGUAACCGACAUGAGUACAGCGGAAUUAAAGAAGUACAUGUCCGAAAACGAGGUGGAACUAGAUAUAGGGAAACAACGAAUACUCGUCGAACAGAAACUAAAUCAUUGGAUAAAGGAUAAGCGACAAAGCAUAAAAUACUGCUCUCUUAUAAUAGAGCACGCUUUAUACAUUCUUUGGAGUCACUUGGACUUUUACACCAUGCAAGUCAUAUCACGGCAAACUCAAAGGGUGCACGUAACUUCAGGUGGCGUCGACGAAAGCAUGAUAGAAUGGAAGGUUUCGUCAGAAACGCUAAUGGAGCUGAAGCAAGGACUCGUUUCUACUUUUACCGAUACUUUUAUCACGCAGUUGUUGGAUACAACACACAGCGAAUACGCGACAGUGGACCGUAGCUUUAUCGAAGCUCUUAUAAGACGAAUUAAAAGAUUGUUACAAUUUAUAAUUAUAAAAUAAUGAAGGAUUAACGUUUGCUACGUACAUAGUUUCAAUUUUAAUUACAUAUUUUUUUAUUCCACUUUGUAUACUCCACUUAUCGUUAAUCGCCAUUUUGUUACACAGAAUAGGUAUGAACAGUGUUUACUAGAAAUGAAAAAUAGCGAGAUCGAUUAAAUUUUAUUUAGAAUUCAUAUGCAGAAUCGAUUUUUUGAUCUAUUUGUGAAAAUGAAUCAGGUGAAAAUUACGUACUUUAAGUCAUUUUCCUUUGCAUUUUUUGCAAAAUGUAAUAAAUUUAUAUUAACAUA